Molecule: messenger RNA, 2609 nt
Organism: Ipomoea nil (Japanese morning glory)
Lineage: Eukaryota; Viridiplantae; Streptophyta; Magnoliopsida; Solanales; Convolvulaceae
Product: probable 1-deoxy-D-xylulose-5-phosphate synthase 2, chloroplastic
Exons: 9
Coding region: 179-2323 (714 amino acids)
Biological process (GO): terpenoid biosynthetic process
Molecular function (GO): 1-deoxy-D-xylulose-5-phosphate synthase activity
Source: RefSeq, a predicted model, not a curated record
AUCCAAUCUCUUACAGGGAUGAAAAUGCCUUUAUUCUUUACAUGGAAGUUACCACAGACUGCUUAGUAUAAAUCGUGGCCUUGUUUGUUAUCAAUAACUCCACCUAGCUUCUUGUUCAAAGCCUAAAGGCUAAAUUCUCUGAGAUUGAGGUUUGAGGCUGAUCGAAUUGUUGUGAGACAUGGCGGUUUCUUGCGGGCUAGUCACAAGAAUACACCAGCCUUGCUUCACACCAGCUAGAAGAAGACUUAACAACAACAUUGGAAGCAGUAAGUUUUGCAUAAGAGCUUGUGAUGGCGGCCCAGAAGGGGAUUCGAAGAAGAUGAUGAUGAUAAGAAAAGAAAAAGACGGGUGGGAGAUUGAUUUCUCAGGUGAUAAACCCCCUACACCAUUGCUAGACACCAUCAACUAUCCAGUUCAUAUGAAGAACCUAUCUACACCGGAUCUCGAACAAUUAGCAGCAGAGCUAAGAGCAGAGAUUGUGCAUAGCGUAGCCAAAACCGGAGGGCAUCUAAGCGCUAGCUUAGGAGUGGUGGAGUUGACAGUGGCUCUACACCAUGUUUUCAACACCCCAGAUGACAAAGUAAUAUGGGAUGUAGGCCAUCAAACAUAUGCACAUAAAAUCUUGACAGGAAGGAGGUCUAAAAUGCACACCAUAAGGAAGACUUCAGGACUAGCAGGCUUUCCAAAACGGGACGAGAGCACGUAUGAUGCUUUCGGUGUAGGCCACAGUUCAACCAGCAUUUCAGCUGGUGUUGGUAUGGCUGUGGCAAGAGACCUAUUGGGGAAGAACAAUAAUGUGAUAUCAGUGAUCGGAGAUGGAGCAAUGACAGCAGGACAAGCAUACGAGGCGAUGAACAAUGCAGGGUUUCUCGAUACUAACCUCAUCGUCGUCCUCAACGACAACAAGCAAGUUUCUUUACCAACAGCCACACUCGACGGCCCAGCUACUCCUGUUGGUGCACUCAGUACUGCUUUAGCCAAACUCCAAGCAAGUCCCAAAUUUAGACAACUCCGCGAGGCUGCAAAAAGUGUGACAAAGCAAAUUGGAGGGAGAGCACAUGAAGUUGCAGCAAAAGUAGAUGAAUAUGCAAGGGGGAUGUUAAGUGCUUCGGGGUCUACUCUCUUCGAGGAGCUAGGAUUGUACUAUAUCGGUCCAGUAGACGGGCACAAUCUUGAUGAUCUCGUAACCAUUUUUCAGAAGGUAAAAGCAAUGCCAGCACCGGGACCAGUUCUAAUCCAUAUUGUAACCGAGAAAGGAAAAGGAUACCCCCCUGCAGAGGCAGCAGCUGAUAAAAUGCAUGGGGUGGUACAAUUUGAUCCCAGAACAGGAAAGCAAUUCAAGUCAAAAUCACCAACGCUUUCUUACACUCAGUACUUUGCUGAAUCUUUGAUAAAAGAAGCUGAAAUAGAUGACAAGAUUGUAGCUAUCCACGCAGCUAUGGGCGGUGGAACCGGCCUCAAUUACUUCCAGAAAAAGUUCCCGGAGCGCUGCUUUGAUGUGGGCAUUGCUGAACAACACGCAGUCACUUUUGCAGCUGGCUUAGCCACAGAAGGCCUUAAACCAUUUUGCACUAUCUAUUCAUCAUUCUUGCAGCGAGGCUAUGAUCAGGUAGUGCACGACGUUGAUCUUCAGAAGUUGCCUGUCCGGUUUGCAAUGGACCGAGCUGGAUUGGUUGGGGCAGAUGGACCGACACAUUGUGGAGCAUUUGACAUUACAUACAUGGCUUGCUUGCCCAACAUGGUGGUCAUGGCUCCUUCAGAUGAAGCGGAGCUGAUGCACAUGGUGGCCACAGCAGCAGCAAUCGACGAUAGGCCAUCCUGUUUCAGGUUCCCGAGGGGAAACGGGGUUGGUGUACCGCUUCCUCCUAACCUCAAAGGAACACCACUUGAGAUUGGAAAGGGAAGAAUACUGAGAGAAGGCAGUGGAGUUGCAAUCUUGGGAUACGGUUCUAUAGUCCAACAAUGUCUGGGAGCUGCAGAAAUGCUGAAUUCCAUUGACAUAUCAGUAACAGUGGUUGAUGCUCGAUUCUGCAAACCGUUAGAUGCUGAUCUUAUAACAAGAUUGGCUAAAGAGCAUGAAAUUCUUAUCACUGUAGAAGAAGGAUCAAUAGGAGGUUUUGGAUCCCAUGUAUCACAUUUCCUAAGCUUAAAUGGCAUACUGGAUGGACCACUUAAGUUGAGGUCAAUGGUUCUUCCUGAUAGAUACAUCGACCACGGGUCACCCCAAGAUCAGAUGGAAGCAGCAGGGUUAUCUUCCAGACACAUAACUGCAACAGUGUUGACACUACUGGGGAGGCCUAAAGAAGCACUUACAUUAAAGUAAAAUCUACUGUAUAAUCAAAACACUGGAAUUCUUAUGAUGUUUAUGUUUUGUCUUCAUGCGAAAUCACAGGUUCUUAAAACCCAACUUUGGAAUCUCAGAAGAAGAGAGAUCAUAGAUCACGGCAUAUAUAGUAUUUAGCAUAGCAAGGUUAUAUAUAUGUGGAUUGGAUUAUAUAAACAUGAAUUGAGAACAAAACAAGGGACAAAUCCUGCAUUCCUGCCUGCCAAUGUUCUCGUCUGUUACCAUGUAAUAGGGGACUAAUGUUCAAGACUAGCAUAUAUAUAUA